Molecule: messenger RNA, 1089 nt
Organism: Symbiodinium necroappetens
Lineage: Eukaryota; Dinophyceae; Suessiales; Symbiodiniaceae
Source: the annotation of a GenBank genome assembly
AUGAUAAGGGUAAGUUCUCAAGAUGCGAAGCCUCAGCAAGCCUGUCAGGAGCAAAUCCGUGCUGCAUGGGCGCGCCUUUCCGAGGAACGCGAUCAGACAACCGAGGAGCUUGAGAAGCUCCGGCAGGACACGGAGGAAUGGUGCUACCGGGAGAAGCUGAAGAUCGAUGCCGAGUGGCAGCGUCUCAACAAGCUCAGUGAGGACAUGUCAAAGAUGUGGACGGAGACGGAGGUAAUUCAGAUCAAUUGCUCUGGCCACAUCUUUACAAUCCCGAAACAGACCAUGUGCGGCAUAGCUGGCAGUGUCCUCGCCGAGAUGUUCAGCGACACCUUCAUCCACGAGAUCCCGCGUGAUGAGGAAGGUCGUUUCUUCUUGGACUUCAAUCCGCAGUGCUUCAGUGUUGUCGUCGAGUAUCUCCGCAAUCGACGACUGCGCGCAGAUGCGCCCUUGCCAGUGGUGCCAGUCGUGCAGCGGCGGAACAUGGAGCUCUUGGCCGAGGCGUGGAAGCUGUGGCCGUUCCUGAAACCGAAUCGCAUGAACCCGCUGCAUGGAACGUCCCUUCACAUCGCAACACGGCCCGCUGCGGAUCAACCGGCAGACGGCCCUGAGCCAGCCACGGUGGAGGUGGUGCGAGCGACCCAUCCUGGUUGGCAGGUCGUCGGCGCGGAGCACCCUCUGCCGGUUUCCAGCGCCUCCUACUUCGAGGUCACAGUGCUGUCAAACCCGGAUGCGCGCGGUGGGUUAGCUGUGGGGCUGUGCAACCACCUCCCUCAGGGUCCGGAGACACACUCCAUCAGGCUGCAGUGCUGUGUGCUCUACAACAGCAACAACGGCCUGCUCGGUGAUGCACUCGGAGACCAUGACGUGCAGCCCGGGCUGCAGCUGGGCGAGGGUGAGCGGAUCGGCGUCCGGCACGACGUGAUCUCAAAGUCACUGCAGUGGUUUCACAAUGGCACGUGCAUUGGUACAUCAACUUUCCUGCCGGAGACGUUGGAGCACUGGGAAUCAAUCUACCCGAUCUUUGGGCUGUACGUGCCUGGCCAGGCGAUCCUCGUGGACUUCCGGGCGGCGCCGCCCAGAAUCGAGUGA